AUGCCUACCCUCGACAUAUACCAUAUCCGCAACAACCCAGAACUCUACGCUGAAACCUGCCUCUUGCGAAACUAUCCUAACCUCGCCUCCAACCCAUUCCGCAUCACCAAGCUCAUGUUCUAUUACCAAGCGUUGCAGGAGGCUGUGAAAUCUUUACGUGAACGCGCAAAUACUUUGGAGAAUGAGCUUUUAGUGCUGAAAGAAGAGGGGAGGAAUGUUGAAGAAUCGCUCAAGGAAGUGAGGGAGAUUAAAUUAAAAAUUCUUGAAGUUGAAGAGGUGAAGGUGGAUAUCAUGAGCAAGAUAGAGGACUUGGCGCUGGCGUUACCCAAUAUUACAAGUAAGGAAACACCGAGAGGGCUCGACUGGGAUUAUAUCUGCUCUGUCAACGCCGAUGAGACAGUCAUUCAAACCAAGGACAGCAAAGGAACGCCUAUUCAUCACGUCGACAUCGGAAAACAGCUUGGCAUCAUCGACUUUGCUUCCGCCGCCAACGCCUCUGGCAGCGGAUGGUACUACCUCGUCGGCGCCGGCGCCCUACUGAAACAGGCCCUCGUCUCCUACGCUCUCUCCUUCACGACUCGCGAAGGUUGGACUCCCGUCUCGCCCCCAUCCCUCAUCUACUCUCAAAUCUCUGCUGCCUGCGGGUUUCAAGCUCAGGAUAGUAGCGGUGAGCAACAGGUUUACAACAUUGCGCAGGAUGAGAAGGAUAAGACUAGGGGUGUGCCUGGGCUGAGCCUGACGAGGACAAGCGGUAUUGCAUUGGCUGGUAUGAUGACAAACAAAAUAAUCUCAGAGGAGGAGUUGCCGCUUAGAAGGGUUGCUGCGUCAAGAUGUUAUAGACCUGAAACUGGGCUGGAUACGGAGGGACUGUAUAAUGUGAAUGAGUUCACAAAUGUGGAGUUAUUUGCCUGGACGAAGCCAGACGAGGAAGAAAUGGAGUACUUCUUCGACGAAAUCAUCGACAUCCAAACUGAUAUCCUCGGCGCUCUCGGAAUUACAUGCCGUGUCCUCGAUAUGCCAGUUCACAACCUCAGAGCCAGAGAAGCCCGUAGAGUCGCGAUCAAAGCCUUCUUCCCCUUCCGGGCGGUGGAGUCGACGGUUGGCGACGAGGAUGAGAAGGGAAGCGGGAGAUGGGGUGAUGGGGUUCCCGUGGACGGUACAUGGGACGGUGUUGGUGGUGCCGAGGGUUGUGGCGGCGUUGCUAGAGAUUGGGUGGGAUGCGGAUGA
Molecule: messenger RNA, 1227 nt
Organism: Fusarium proliferatum ET1
Lineage: Eukaryota; Fungi; Ascomycota; Sordariomycetes; Hypocreales; Nectriaceae
Exons: 2
Coding region: 1-1227 (408 amino acids)
Biological process (GO): mitochondrial seryl-tRNA aminoacylation
Cellular component (GO): mitochondrion
Molecular function (GO): ATP binding; tRNA binding; serine-tRNA ligase activity
Source: RefSeq, a predicted model, not a curated record